Molecule: messenger RNA, 2769 nt
Organism: Frankliniella occidentalis (western flower thrips)
Lineage: Eukaryota; Metazoa; Arthropoda; Insecta; Thysanoptera; Thripidae
Gene: Sf3a1
Product: splicing factor 3A subunit 1
Exons: 14
Coding region: 122-2692 (856 amino acids)
Biological process (GO): mRNA cis splicing, via spliceosome; regulation of alternative mRNA splicing, via spliceosome
Cellular component (GO): U2 snRNP; U2-type prespliceosome; catalytic step 2 spliceosome
Molecular function (GO): RNA binding; protein binding
Source: RefSeq, a predicted model, not a curated record
AGAAAAGUUCGCUGAUAUAGAAACAAAUAUGGCGACUUGGUACUUGGAAGCCUAAAGUGUUUUUCUAGCAUCAAAGUAAGAUUUUUUCUUGUGUUUUUAGUAAAAAUAAAGUCGGUCUAGAAUGCCGGCUCUAGAAGUGGGCUUUGCGCCACCAACGGAGGCCCCAGAAACACCUCAAGUACAGCCUACUCCAGCUGUCGUGGGUAUCAUUUACCCGCCGCCUGAGGUUAGGAACAUCGUUGACAAGACUGCCAGCUUUGUUGCUAGAAAUGGACCUGAAUUUGAGGCCAGAAUUCGUGAUAAUGAGCAGGGCAAUCCUAAAUUUAACUUUCUCAAUUUUGGUGACCCAUACCAUGCAUAUUAUCAACACAAAGUUAAAGAUAUCAGAGAAGGAAAAGGUCAAGAUCAAUCUGGCACUGUUCCGCCAGGGACUGCACCUCCUUCCAAGACAGUUGCCUCAGUGAAAGAAAAGCAGCAAGAGCUCUUGAAGUCUGCCAUUGAACAGCCUUUUAUUCCCAAAGAUCCACCUCCUGAACUUGAAUUUGUAGCUGAUCCACCAUCCAUUUCAGCCUUAGAUCUGGAUAUUGUAAAGCUCACUGCACAGUUUGUUGCUUUGAAUGGACGUACCUUUCUUACAAAUUUAAUGAACCGCGAACAGAGGAAUUUUCAAUUUGACUUCCUCAGACCCCAACACUCACUCUUCCAGUACUUCACCAAACUCCUUGAACAGUACACAAAAGUGCUUAUACCACCCAAAGAUAUGAUGUUUCGCUUGAAAGAUGAAUGUUCAACAACUGGUCACAUUUUGGAACAAGUCAAAUACCGUUCUGAAUGGAUCAAGUAUCAGGAAGCACAAAAGAGGAGAGAGGAGGAGGAGCUAGAAAAAGAGAGAGUGGCUUAUGCUCAAAUUGACUGGCAUGACUUUGUUGUUGUGGAAACUGUUGAUUACCAACCAAUGGAAGUUGGGAACUUUCCACCUCCAACCACACCAGAUGAAGUUGGUGCUAGAAUGCUCAUGCAAGAGCGUUAUGAUGUUGGAGAUGAAAUGCAACUUAGUGAUGAAGAUGAAGAUGACAGAGAGGAAAGACGUCCUCGUGUUCGCAAGGCCCCAGCUCAGCAUGUCUUCAGACGUGACCAUCGCGAUAGACGGGAAGAUGAUAAUGAUGAACAGCAAGAAGAAAUGCAGAGGAGAUACAAGGAUAAAGCAGAAAGCCGUGAUAACAUUCAGGUUCAAGACAUGGAGGAAGGCUCUUCAAGUGAAGAAGAAGAUGAUGGUCCUCCAGGAGAAAGGAAAUUACCAGCAGCACCGCCACCUCCUCCUCCACCCAAAGAAGCUAUGCAGCCUCCUCCUCUGCCACCACUACCUGAUCGGGUUUUGGUUAAGAAAGGAUAUGAUCCUAAGCAAGCUGUUAAGAUUACUCGCCCACCUGCACCAGACGAAAUGCUUAUUUCUCCCAUUACUGGAGAGAAAAUUCCUGCUAAUAAGGUUCAAGAACACAUGCGCAUUGGUUUGCUGGAUCCUCGAUGGGUUGAACAACGUGACAAACACAUACAAGAUAAGAUGAACCAAGAAACAGUGUAUGCCCCAGGUGCUGCCAUUGAGGCCAGUUUGAAGCAACUUGCUGAAAGACGUACUGACAUUUUCGGUGUUGGUGAUGAAGAAACUGCUAUUGGUAAGAAGAUCGGUGAGGAGGACACCAGAAAGGAUGAAAAGGUCACCUGGGAUGGUCACACGUCCAGUGUGGAAGCCGCCACCCGCGCCGCUCGCGCCAACAUCACGCUGGAGGACCAGAUCCAGCAGAUUCACAAGGCGAAGGGUCUCCUGCCGGACGAGGAGAAGGAGAAGAUUGGACCCAAGCCGAUCAAGGGUCGGGAGCGGGACAGGGGUGUGGUGGCCGACAAGGGCCCGCGCAAGGCGGAGCAGCCCAAGCCUCCGGGCACCAAGGGGCCCGAGGCACCACAACCGGCACAACCCGGCGCGGCCGGCGUGCCCCUGCCCCCCAUGCCGGGCAUGCCGCAGAUGGCCCCCAUGCCAGGCAUGCCUCAGGGGAUGCCCGCCGGCAUGUCGCACGCCCCCAUGCCCAUGGCGCACGCCCCGAUGCCCAUGGCCCCGAUGCCCUCCAUGGCUCCCAUGCCCCCGGGGGGACCUGGCAUGCCCCCCGGUAUGCCCCCGAGCAUGAUGAUGAUGCCAGGCAUGGCCCCACGGCCAAUGAUGGUCCAACAAGGUCCCUAUUCAGUACCCCAGCCUGGAGGGCCAAUGCAGAGGUUCCUUCCCCCUGGAGCACCUCAACCGGCGCAGCCUCCAAUGCCACACAUGGCGCGGCCGUCAGAAUCUGUAGAGGAUGAACCACCAAGCAAGAAAUCACGAAAUGAAGAUAAUCUUAUUCCAGAACAAGAGUUCUUAUCCAAGCACAAGGCCCCAGUUACCAUUAAGGUUCAGGUGCCAACUUCCUCAGACAAACCAGAGUGGCGACUGAAUGGACAAAUGCUGAGUCUAGUUUUACCUUUGACGGAGUCUUUUGCUGCUGUGAAGAGUAGGAUACAAGAUGAAACUGGUUUGCCUCCAGCUAAACAAAAACUUCAGUAUGAGGGUAUGUUCUUCAAAGACUCAAAUACUUUGGCCUUCUACAAUAUGAUGUCUGGUGCCAUAGUACAGUUGCAGCUUAAGGAGAGAGGUGGAAGAAAGAAGUAAAUUGAUGGAGAAAGUGAAUGAAUUGGGGAAUAAUGAUAUCAUGUAAAAAUAAACUUGUAUAUUGGAUUUAUUUAAAA